AUGGUGAAUUACAGGGUGGGGCGCCCCUCCCUGAUGAGCCCAUUGUACGCCCACACCCCACCCACACCCCACCCACACCCUCACACCCAUCCCACACCCCGCCCACACCCACCAACCCUCCCCCAUGUCUCUUCAUACGCACCCCACCCAUCCCUCUCUCACCCACUCACCCAAACAGCCACGCCCUUGAAAUACACGCCCAUCACAGUCUAUACCCGUCUAUAUCCGCCCGUAUUCACACUAGGGUACCUCUCACGCCCACUUGUCCACCGCCGACUGCCUGUACACGCCUCCACGCCCUCACGAUUUUAG
This is a messenger RNA of Scylla paramamosain (green mud crab), 312 nucleotides long. RefSeq lists its product as uncharacterized. The record is from RefSeq and is a predicted model, not a curated record. Lineage: Eukaryota; Metazoa; Arthropoda; Malacostraca; Decapoda; Portunidae. The transcript has a single exon. The coding region runs from base 1 to 312 and encodes 103 amino acids.